This is a messenger RNA of Delphinapterus leucas (beluga whale), 858 nucleotides long. NCBI's taxonomy places the organism in Eukaryota, Metazoa, Chordata, Mammalia, Artiodactyla, Monodontidae. The record is from RefSeq and is a predicted model, not a curated record.
AUGCAGGAGGCCUGGGUUCUGCUGGGUGAAGCUGAGAAUGUCCUGGCCCACCUGAGACGCAGGAGGGAGAAGGACCAGGCCUCUUUGUCCCAACUCUGUCUCUCUUCACAGCAUGAGUGUGUGGACGACUUCUGUGAUGACCUCCAAAGUCAACCCCAAGCAGAAACACAGCAGGUCGAGUCAGUCCUAGCAAAGCUGGAGGACCAACUCAGUGAGAACCUGCUUGAAGCUGUGGAUGCUGAAGUUCACAACAAUGUACCGGAGCUCACCCCCGUGCUUGGUGAAGUGCAGCAGGAAUUCCGUUGUAGAAUCCGGAGGCCCUCUGGUACUGACAAUCCAGGAGACCCGGAGAGGCCCUCUGGCUCUGACAAUUCAGGGGACCAGAAGCCGGGGAAGAGCUUUCCGGACAGAGCGCUGAGGCAGUUCUGAGAAUGGCUGCAGAAGCUGAAGCGGAAGUUUUUUGUUGCGCUUGCCUGCCUGCGGCAGAAGGGGGCUGCCCACCUACAGACCUUGUGCAGUGCGGUUGAGGCCAUCUGGGGAGAGUUGAAGCGUUUCUUCUCCUCUGUGGGGCAGGUCUUCAAGAGCCUCAUCUAGGUCUAGGGAGCCCCACAGGGUCCGGGAGGAGAUUGGCCUCAUGUAGAAGCCAAUUUGAUUUUCCCCUUCUCAGUAAGAAUCUUCUGAAGCGACCUUUGCCCUCCUGCUCACCCUUGACCCAUCCUUGCAACCUCCCUCACCUCCUGUCCUUCAGGGAGGACACCACCCUGCCCAUCAAGCUCUCCCCACCCGGGUUUCUUUCUCCAGGUCUGACCUGCCUGUCGCUGUAGUGCUGAAAUCCUAAUAAAAGUUGAUUGAACCAAA